Molecule: messenger RNA, 3678 nt
Organism: Xiphias gladius (swordfish)
Lineage: Eukaryota; Metazoa; Chordata; Actinopteri; Istiophoriformes; Xiphiidae
Gene: dqx1
Product: DEAQ box RNA-dependent ATPase 1
Exons: 12
Coding region: 385-2835 (816 amino acids)
Cellular component (GO): intracellular anatomical structure; spliceosomal complex
Molecular function (GO): RNA binding
Source: RefSeq, a predicted model, not a curated record
GAACCCUGAAUGUAUCACGGGGUUUGACAGCUACACAGCCAAACAUGGCGGCUGCUAGCUAAGGCAGCCACUCAGCACCUGCGUCCUUUAUUGUACUUGUCAGCAGUCAGGAAAUAACCAGGGCCAGGAAGGAUUCACCGAAACAGACGGUGAACGUCGCUCAUUUUUCUCCGUUCCUGGUUUCAUCAAGCUCCGGUAUGUGAAUGUGGUUCGUGAGCAACUGACGACGGCAGCCAGGAGUGAGCGGACACAUUCACACUAGGCUGAGGGCGGAAUGUUUCGGUUUGGUUUCUUCACCCGUCUGUCGAUAUGUCUGACAGGUAAUCUCAGGUCUCUCUGUGAACCAGCCCCUCACUCCUUUCUUAUCCCCACCCUCUGCUGACAAUGUCAUCACCACCAGCAAAGCCUACCACCACCUUCCCCUCCGCUGGGUCCCAGCUGCGGCUCUCGAUGGCCCUCGACUCCCUGUCUGUUUCUUCCCUCCUGUCUGGGGAUUUAGAAGAUGAAGGAGAUGGAGAAAGAGGAGAAAGGGAGGAUGAAGUGCUUGGAGACCUAGAAGUAAACCCAUAUGAUGGUUUGCCCUUUUCUUCACGAUACUAUGCCCUGCUGGAAGAGAGGCGGCAGUUUCCCGUAUGGAGGCUCAGGCAGAGUAUGCUGGAGCACCUGGAGAGCCACAACAUGGUGCUGCUCAGUGCACCCAGUGGAACUGGAAAAAGCACCCAGGUGCCACAGUGGUGUGUAGAGUAUGCUUUGUCCUAUGAGUUUUCCCAGGGACUGGUUUGUUGUUCCCAGCCCUACUCGGUGGCAGCAGUGAGUCUGGCCCUUCGCGUGGCUGAUGAGAUGGACCUCAGCCUGGGUCUGGAGGUGGGCUACAGAGUGUCUCAUGAUGACAGCUGUACAUCCGACACCCUGCUCAGGUUUGUCAGUGACACUCUCCUGCUAGAGGAAAUGAUGUCAGACCCUCUGCUGCAUCAGUACAGUGUCGUGGUGUUAGAUGAGCUCCAGGAGCGCACCAUGCCCACCGACGUGCUGCUGGGCCUGCUGUGUGACGUCUGCCGCCAGAGGCCAGACAACUUUCGGGUUGUUCUCCUCACUCACCCAACGCUGGCACCUCGCCUCUCCACCUUCCUGGGACCUUCUGUCCCGCACCUGUCCCUGGACAGCCUGCUCACUGACCCGGCUACCAGAGACCAGGAGGAGGGGGGUGGGGUAGAGGAAAACAGAAAGACUGUGGAAAUGAACAAGGUAGAGACGUUGUACAGGGAGCUUUCAUCCUGGAAGGAACCUGUGGCUGCUGCUUGCCACAUGGUGUUGGAUCUUCACAGAAGAGGAGAGGAAGGAGAUGUGAUGGUGUUUUUGGCAAGUGCACAGGAAAUAGAAGAGUGUGUGGCCCUACUGGAGAAGGAGUGCCUAGCUCUCAGUCCUCAGCUUGGUCCUCUCAGUAUCUUCCCCCUCCAUGCUGGACUGGGUGGACUGACCCAGCGUGUCUACGAAACGGACCCUGACUCUUCUGAAAUGAGGGAGAACAACAGCUCCGUGGGUGCUGACAGCAGCUCGGUGAUGGGAACCAGGUUUCCGGGGGUCAAGAGGAAGGUUAUCCUCAGCGAUACGCUCUCAGAGGCUUCCUUCUCCUUGCCAGCCAUUCGCUAUGUCGUAGACACAGGCCUUCAACUCAAAACUGUUUACAAUCCACAAAUAAGAGCAAACUCGCAGGUCCUGAGGAUGAUCAGCAAACACCAGGCUGACAUGCGAGCUCAGAGGGUCAACAGCCACCUUCCAGGGCUGUGUCUUCGUCUGUACCCCCAGUCUCUUUAUGAUGAUGGGAUGGGGGAGGCUCAUUGUCCAGGGGUGAUGGAGGAAAACCUCAGCCACUUGGUGCUCUUGCUCAAGAGGCUUGAUAUUGCUGACAUGGGACAGUGCAAGUUCCUGGACAGACCAGCCCCUGAGGCUCUAAUGCAGGCCUUGGAGGACCUGGACUACCUGGCAGCAUUGGAUGAUGAUGGCAACCUGUCAGAGGUGGGCAUCAUAAUGUCGGAGCUGCCACUGGAGCCAUCGCUGGCUAAAGCCCUGAUUGCUGCCUGCGAAUACGACUGCGUUGAUGAGCUGCUCACUAUAGCUGCCAUGCUCACAGCGCCUUCGUGCUUCAUGAUGGCAGAACCCUGCAGAGAAGAAGCUGCCGUCACACACUGGCGACCUCUAAUACACACAGAGGGAGACCACAUGACUCUCAUUAAUAUCUAUAAUGCCUUCAUAGAGCAUAAUCAGGAUGAGGCAUGGUGCACGACAAACUUCCUCAAUCCUGCCUCCUUACGACUGGCUGUGGUGAUCAGGGCGGAGCUGCUGGAGGUGAUGCAGCGAAUAGAGCUUCCUGUUUCUCCUCCUGCUUUUGGAUGCCAGGACAACUGCACGAAUAUCAAGCGUGCUCUCAUCUCAGGCUUCUUCCUCAAAGUGGCUCAUGAUGUGGAUGGCUCAGGUAACUACCUCCUGCUAACUCACCGCCAUGUGGCUCACCUACAUCCCUUCUCUUCCUACCUGUGUCGCCAGCCGUGCCCCAACCCCCCCAGCUGGGUCCUCUACCAUGAAUUCACCAUCUCCCGCGAUAACUGUAUUCGCAUCGCUUCCGAAGUCCACCCCCAGAUGCUUGUGGAGCUGGCCCCUCAGUAUUACCUGGGAAACCUGCCGUCAAGUGAUGGUAAAGAGCUGCUGAUGGAGCUGAGGCAGAGUCUGCAGCCCCAUGGGUACGAACAUGACGGAGGGUCAGACAAGCACAGCAUGACUAACAGGACGGCAGAGACUCACAAUCAGUCCAGCACGGAGCUCUGUGUUGUCCAAUGAGAUGGAGCUGCUCAGGAGAAGACACUCAUCACACAGCUGUCACUUUAUUGUUUGAUCUGAGAUUUGCUAUUUUGUAUGAAUUAGUCUAUGAAAUCUCAUUUGAGGUUUAAUCAUUUUGGACUUUUACUGAAAACACUAAUGUACAAUAAUGUAUUGUUAAGCUAUCUUCUAUACAGUGGCUUUAGAAAAUAUUCAAACCUUUUCAUUUCCUUUGUGUUUUAUAGUGCUAUGUUUUGACUUUAAAUUUUAAAAUUUUAUUUCAAAUCUCUUUUUUAUUUAAUGAGGCAUUUCUAUGUUUCUAAAUUAUUCUACAAAAAUAGUCUCAAAACGUGUUAUCACUGUAACUGUGGAGUUUUAUGUGGACACUGAUGGGACAAAAAUAUAUUUUUUAAUUGAAAACAACAAAAACGGGAAAAAAGUGAGGUGGAUGGAAAACGUUAUCAAACCACCGAUGGUUCAUUUUUGUUAAAACCCUUGAAAUUCCUAUUAAAUCAAUAUAUGCUACUUCAGUGAGCUGAGAAACUGUUAUAGUGUGAAUUUUGACCUUUAUAAAGAUGCUGUUCAUAGCAGUGGACUGAUGAACAGAUGGCUUCUCAGGGCUCAGUGUAAUCUGUGAUGAAACUGUAGCAGUGAUGCACACAGCUUCUAUUUUCAGCUUUUUGAAACACUUUGUAUAAUGUUUGGGUUUCCUGCUUAAAUCUUCAUUCUGCCUUUUUUUCACUCUGACUUUGUGUCAGUAAUAAAAAAUAUCUGUGUAAAAUGGAUUUUUAUGUCCUAUUUAAUAUGAUAUAAAUGUUAUUGAGAAUAAGCUUUAAAUAAAAGUGUGGUUUUUCAUGUUUGAAA